Molecule: messenger RNA, 2610 nt
Organism: Aspergillus viridinutans
Lineage: Eukaryota; Fungi; Ascomycota; Eurotiomycetes; Eurotiales; Aspergillaceae
Exons: 2
Coding region: 1-2610 (869 amino acids)
Source: RefSeq, a predicted model, not a curated record
AUGAGCGCAGACGAAGGCGGGGAGACGCUUUCAAUUCCCGCCACCAACGGCGAACCUCAAUCCGCGACUCCAGAUCCGCCUGUACUGUCGACGCCUGGAAAGCGAAAGCGUGGAUCGAGCCAUGAUGUUCAUGCUGCCCAGGAUGCAGGUACUUCUGAGUUGCAGGUUCAGGAAAGGGUGAAGCUCCACGAAACGCUGUGUAAUCUCGUGGAUAUCCUCAGCAAGAAUGAUACCGAACUUCAGCUACUCUCUUGCCCUCUUCCGUCGUCACCUGCGAAGCCGCGUUCGAAACGCGCAAAAAUAUCAGGAGAGAAAGACGAAAGCACUAGCAUACAAGCGAGGGUUGCGUCGGAUCGUUACAAUACGCUCUCUGAAUUUCUGAGUGAUAUCGACAGAGCCUCCACAGCUGUAAUCGAGCGGAGCAAAGCUCAAAGCAGUGAGGGCGAAGCCACCGACGGCAACCGCCUGACAGAGACGGUCAAUCGGAUUGCGGCAUUCAAAAAACUUUUGAAUAGUCUGGUGCGCCAGGCUUCUGUGGGCCAGGCCAGCGUCAAGAGGGAGAGCACGGAAGACGACUCAGAGGCUCCAGGAAAAUCAACACCCUCUACCACUGAAGGUCGAAGCGAUAAUGUGGUUCUCACCAUUCUUGGUAACCCAUCCAAUCCGAAACAGCUAUAUUCCAGCUUGCAAAAAUCUGUUAAGGUUUCUCUGCCUUCUGGUGAAUCAGUCGCAGAGAAGUACGUGGAAGUACAAACACCUUUGCGUGAGAUUGGCUUGCCCAAUGGUAUCGCGACCACCAAAAUUGCGGCUUACAACACAGAGAACAAGCCCAAAGAGUCCAAGCGAACCUUUGGCGACGUGUUCACACCUCGUCCAACACUGCCGCAAUUAGAGUCGCCCCGCAGGGCCAGGUCGUCGUCUCGUACUGCUCCUGGAGGUUGGAUUGACCCAUUUGAAGCAGUCACAAACUACAAGGCCUUUCCUGGCGAGCGAAAUAACUAUUGCCUUGCGCCUCUUCCUUCGGGCCAAUGGCUCCAGUACGGCGGAAUCACCUCAUCCCCUUCUUUCUGGGAUCGACGACAAAAGCAACAAUCCGCUCAGCCGCACGGAGACGAGAGAUAUUAUGAGGAUCCUGCUCUGUGGACAGAUGACGACUCGUCUCUGUUGCAGGGCGUGUAUUCUUCAUUCGCACCUUCGUUUGACAGCUCAGGAGCCAUUGUUCAAGCUGAUUCAAAGGACAUGGUAUGGUGGGGAAAACGGGGAACGAAACGCUUGUACACCCUCCUUACCAAGACCUGCUCAGAGGAGCCUCAAGAAGCAUCGGAAGUAUCCGCGACAGAGCAACCUGGCAACAUUGGUGAAUUGGACGAAAGCACUUUGGAAGAGAUGGUCAAGUCAUUCAACCCUGAAGACUUUGCUGAGCAUAUCUCACUUACCAAUACUUUGGAGAAAGAAAAGGAAGAAGCAGAAUCGAAGGGAAUGGAUGACCUGUUACGCGAUGUUUCUGAACUGCUGGAGACUCUGAGCUCAUAUCAGAAGAUCCGCAACCUGGAACUACCAGCUCCAGGCGGUGAACCCAAAGAGACAGCAACAGACCAAGGCAACCCAUCUCAUGCGUCUGCAGCAGAACAGGGUAUCUAUGAGACACUCAAAUCCAGCCUUGCCGCUCUCGUCUCAAACCUACCGCCAUACGCCGUUGCCAAGUUGGACGGUGACCAACUAGCCGAAUUAAAUAUCAGUACAAAGAUUUUGGUCGAUAAUCCGGACUAUCACGGCAUAAUGGAGAAGGAUGACUUUACCCUGCAGCAGGAGCGGGCCGCGGCGAUGGCUGCUGGGCAAAACCGAACAUCUACACCCAGCCGCUCUGGAAGCUAUCAGGCAGGUUACAACCAGCGGGCCUAUACUGCUAACGCUCGGGUACAACAACCGCAAGCUGGUUUCCAGGCGCCCCAGCCGUAUUACGGCGGAAGACAGCCUUCGACCUCAGGGCCUUAUACCUCAGGCCCUCCACAACACUAUGCUAAUGUUCGCCCUCCGGCAACGCCUACUCAGCGGCCCGCAUUUGUGCCAGGAUACCAACAACCUACUCCGCAAUAUAAUCAGGCCAAUCUUCAGCAGUUCCAGCGUCCGGGCCAGAACGGCUACAGCCCCUAUGCGGCACCGCAAGCUUUACCGCCUGCUCAAGCUUCUCCGCAGGCGUACGCGCCCAGGCCUGCACAGGCUGGAGCAUACGCCCCGCAGUAUGCUGCAGGGCGUAGUGGCUCGCCGCAGAAGCAGCCAGCAUAUGCCUCGCCUCGGACACGGGCACCAUAUAUGGCGCCAGGCUCUGCAACCCCCCAGCAGCGGUAUGUCCCGCCGCAGCAACCACCCAAUUACAACUACCCUUCCAACCAAGCUGCCCCGGCGCCAAACACCUACUCCAACUCUGCCGCUGCAAUGACUUAUGCUCGGAGUGCUGCUGAGCAGGCUGCAUUGAUGGACCGGAACAAAGCACAAUUAGCGCAACAAACCCGGCAGAGCUCAACACCUCAGCCUACUACGGAUGCCAGCUCCCAAGACCGAAGUAUAACGCCAGCAAUCAAGCAAAAUGGUACUCCUGUACCUUCGUGA